Molecule: messenger RNA, 1926 nt
Organism: Naumovozyma dairenensis CBS 421
Lineage: Eukaryota; Fungi; Ascomycota; Saccharomycetes; Saccharomycetales; Saccharomycetaceae
Exons: 1
Coding region: 1-1926 (641 amino acids)
Source: RefSeq, a predicted model, not a curated record
AUGAACGAAGAUAGUUCUAAAAGAUUGGUUGAUAUUGAAGUAGGGAUCAAUAAGUUAUCCUUACAAAGAAACACAGCUUCUCAGGUGGAAAAAGAUACUUUAAGUGGAAUUCAAAAGGAACAAAACCGAAAAGUUGAAUCAUCUUCUUCAAAGCCGUCCACACGAAUGACGCAUAAUCUUUCCAGCUUUGAAAGUGAGGGAAAUGGGGCAGGACAAAACCAAUUAAAUGUUUUCUUACUUAGAAUUGACAAUCUUCCACCAGGAAAAACUUGGCAGCAGGUCAAAUAUCUUAUAGGUGGUAUCAUUCAUCAUUCCAAUGUUCAAUUAGUAAGACUUUUACCACCAAUGACUUCAAUUGUCCCACCAUAUUUUACUUUCCAAAGUUGUCUAAUUGUUUUGAAGGAUUCUUUAAAUCAAAUAACUUUGAAUAAUUUGAUUAGAACGUUGAAUACGUACCAGUGGGACUAUUACGAUCUUUAUGCAUAUCAGAUUCCAAUGUUGAAACCUGAUGUUCCUUUUACGACACACCAGAAUAGUAACGAAGCUUUAAAUAAUCACAAUGGUGAAGAAGAGAAUGAGGAGUAUAAAAGCAACGAAAAUAAAGGAACUGUUGUUGAUUAUUUUGCAAAUAUACCUUCGUCUGCGCCUUUAUUAAGAUCAACUGUUCCGCCUCCAAUUGUUCCACGUAUGAUGCCCAGUAAUCCUCCUUCAAGCCAAACUACUUCAUAUCCAAUUUAUCCAAUGAUGUCGCCAAAUUUCUUUUCUAGGUCAAUGGCACCUGGACCACCUCCAUCACAACCGGCCUAUUCACAACCAUCACCAGUCUCAGGCCCAAGAGGCCUUUACCCCCAACAACAACAACAGCCACAGCAGCAGCAGCAGCAACAACAGCAACAACAGCAACAACAGCAACCUCUUAUUCCAAGGAAUGAUACUGCUAAUAUUCCUGUAAUUCGGAGGCCCAAUAUUCCUCAAAUACGAUACCAAUAUCAGCAUCAAUAUCAAAAUAUUAAAGAACCUACUACUAGACGACAAUAUUUCCAAAAACCACCAGCAAAGAAAUUAGCACCAACAUAUCCAACGCAAACCCUUAACCAACCUAACAGCUCUGGGCCUUUAAAUAGAUUGAUGUCAUCAAACUUAAUAAAUAAUAAUAGUAUCGAUACUAGUAACAUGGGUACUUAUAAAGAACUUUUCAAUGAAAACGCAUUUAGAAGACAAAUGACAAAUAGAGGAAUGUUUCAAAUAAAACUGGAAAACUUCCCACCUUUCCUAGAGCCAGAAUCAAUGAUCAAAGUUGACGAGCAUAUAGCCAUUGGCAAUUUAGAUAAUUUAGAAACUUUGACAUUACAAAAUAAAUCUAUCCUAUUCAAAUUUUGUAGAUUGAAAUGGAAAAUAUUAAAAGAUUUCAUUAAAUUAAAAUGCCCCAAAUUAUUUGAGUUAAAUAAGAAACAUUUCCUACAACAACAACAGCUUCAACAACAACAAUUAAAUAUUCCUGGAGUUGUACGCGAUACGGGAAAAAAUGUAGAUAAUAUAGAUAAAACUUACUAUCCACAUUUUCAUGAUUCAUUAAAUAAUACAAGAGAAUUUUAUGUGGGUGUCUUUGAGAAAACUCAUAAAAGAUUUAAAUUGAAAUUUAUGGAAAACGAUGACGUUGAUAAAGAUUCAGAAUAUUUAAUUACUGGGAUUACUUAUGGAGCAAUUGUUGGAUUCCAUGAUAAGGAAUUUUGUGAUUUAUCUUUACAAUUAUUACAAGAUCAAGAAUAUUCUCUAUCUUAUAAACUUAAAGUGUUAGAAUUACCACCGUUUGAAGAAGAGGAAGAGGAAAAAACCAACGACGUGGAAGACAAAGGGGAAGAUGAAGAUGAAGAUGAGGGUGAGGAUGAGGAGGUGGAUGGAGAAGGGAGUUCAAAAUCUACAUAA